Nicotiana attenuata is the source of this 1626-nucleotide messenger RNA. Its product is annotated as transcription factor UNE10-like. The transcript has 6 exons. Bases 267 to 1457 code for a protein of 396 amino acids. NCBI's taxonomy places the organism in Eukaryota, Viridiplantae, Streptophyta, Magnoliopsida, Solanales, Solanaceae. Gene Ontology annotation, molecular function: protein dimerization activity. Gene Ontology annotation, cellular component: nucleus. The record is from RefSeq and is a predicted model, not a curated record.
UGCUCCCUUAAUUACCCUUCAAUUCUUAGAACAGUUUUCUUGAGCCCCUUUUCUAGUUUUUUUCUUCCUUUCAAGUUCACUCUCUGAUCAUAACCAGAUUUUCCAGUUCAGUGAAUUCAGUAGCCAAAAAAAAAAAAAAAAAAAAAAAAACUGGAACUACGUACAACUUGGACAAGUUUGUGCUGCUUUCAAUUCAUCCUUCAUUACUGGUCCAGUCCAAGUGCGAAAAAGUUGCAGAGCUGACAUGGGAAAACCGACAGAUAGGAAUGCAUGGAGUUGGGGGCAUCCUCUCCAUGUCGGAAACAAAACCAACAACAUUGGGAAGAGCCGGUGAUACAUUAGAGUCCAUCGUGCAUCAAGCAACAUACCACGGGCAAAAUCAGACUUCAAUUCAAAAUUAUGACCAAAAUCAGAAUCUGAAAAUCGGGAUGUGUGUAGGAAAAUGGGGCGAGAGUUCGCAACAUCAAAUGGCGCCUGGAGCAACAGUGUUGGCUAAAAAGAGGAUGAGAUCAGAAUCUGAACCCCAAUAUUUUGGAAAAUUAGUAGGAGAAGAUGAGUAUGCAGAACGUAGCGCAUGUGCAAGUGCCAGCGCAACGUUCUGCAGGGAGAAUGAUACCACUAUGGUGACAUGGCCUUCAUUUGAUGAAUCUUCUCGUAGUAUUAAAUCCAAAACCACUUGUGACGAGGAUUCUGCUUGUCAUGAUGGUGGCUCGCAGGAAAACAAGGAGGAAGAACAUGAAACAAAAAGAUCCAACUCAUCAAGACGCAGCCGAGCAGCAGUUGUUCAUAACCAGUCAGAGCGGAGACGUCGAGAUAGAAUUAACCAAAAGAUGAAAGCUCUGCAGCGGUUGGUACCAAAUGCAAGUAAGACAGAUAAAGCAUCAAUGCUUGAUGAGGUAAUAAACUACUUAAAGCAGCUACAGGCACAAGUUCAGUUGAUGAGCAGUGUAAGAAACAUGGCGCCGCAAAUGAUGAUGCCGCUCGGAAUGCAUCAACAUAUUCAGAUGUCAUUACUAGCAAGAAUGGGCAUGGGCGUUGGUCUUGGCAUGGGCAUGGGAAUGUUUGACAUGACUGCUUUAGCUCGCGCUGCUGCUGCUCCUCCUCAUCAGUCUCUUACAACGCAUCCCCUCAUUCAUACAAAUCCGAUCGCCACUACUCCCACUAAUCCAUUCAUCCCAUCAGCCUUCGCCAUGCCUGCAGCCCCAGCUAUUCCUUCCGCCGCACAAGCUAAUACUGUCGGCAGGGUGACAACUGCUGUUACACCGGCCACCACUACUACCUCCAACUCUGCCCCUUUUACUGACCCCUAUAGCGCAUUUCUAACGCAAUCAAUGGACAUGGAGUACUUCAACAACAUGGCAGCUUUGUAUCGGCAGCAAGCUAAUAAUCACUCUACGCAAACAACAGGCAGCAAACUGAACCAGGGAAAUCUCAAUAUCCAAGGCCAAAGGGAAUAGAAUAUGACUGUUUAUGUUAUUUUAUGAAAUGAACUUCUUAUCUGUGGCUAUUAGAUGACAAUAUAUUGCUCAUCGAAUAUCUUUCUAGAGUGAUAUGUGCAAUUGUAUAAACUUUGUAUUUAGUCAAAUAUAAAUGGUUGUUUAAUGUACGUAUGUGUAACAAUUUCAA